AUGUCCGUCCCUCCGAAUACCAUCAAUACAAACCCCACCAUCCAUUCCAUCGCCGACCGUAUCAAAACCGGCCAAAUCACCCGAAUCAUUACUAGCACCACUAAAACUGCCCUACCCGGAAGCAAUCUUCCACAUAAACUACUUCUCCCACUCCCCGAACCAUUCUACGCCAUCGCACGAGCCCGCCAUCCAACAACUCUAAAACCAACCCUUUCCCACGCAUUCCUAGCCCUCCUAGCAAAGAAAAACAUCCUUCAUUUCCUAUUUACCCAAAAUAUCGACGGCCUUGAAGAAGAUGCCGGCGUGCCCGCGGAAAAGAUACUAUGGACACAUGGUAAUUGGAAAAGUCAACACUGCUACAAAUGCAAGGCCGAGUACCCGGACGAUCUGAUGCAAAAAGCAAUCAACGCCAGUGAUGUGCCCUAUUGUCUCGCACCCAAGUGCGGGGGAGCUAUAAAGCCCGAUGUGGUUUUCUUUGGCCAAAGUUUACCGAAGGAAUUCGAUGAGAAGGUGAAACUUAUUCCUGAGGCUGAUUUGAUGCUGGUUAUGGGGACUAGUUUGCGAGUUGCGCCUUAUCUGGUGAUAUGGGGAAUCGGGAUGGGGAUGUUUGUGUUUUGGGGAAUUGUGAUGAGGGGGGUUUGUGAGUUUGCGGAGGCAUUGGGUUGGCGUGAUGAGCUUGAGGUUCUUUGGAAGGAGGCUGUUGCUGCUAAGGCUAAGAUUGAUGGAGGUGGAGGUGGAGGUGAAGAUGGUCCGGACCUGGAUGCUUGUAUUGCUAAGAUGGCUGCGCAGAUGGAUGAGCGGUUGGGUAUUUCGAAGGGUCAUAAGAAGAUGUUGGAGAAUCAUCUUGGUGAUAAAUUUGCGAAGAUGAUGGCUGAAGGCGAAGCAGUAUUCGUCUCCCAUGCGCAGAUACCAGACUACAUGCCCAGCACACCGGCCGGAACCGACGGAGAAAUCGCGUUAUUGUACUCCACAACCUCAACACCAGCCAACACAUCCGACGAAUGCGAUAUCGCAAUGUAUGACGAAUUCCUACACCAACCGCCCGGGAUUACCGUUGAGGAUGGAACGGUGUUUCGAAUGAUUGAUUUACAACCUGGAAAGGUGACGCCGAUGCAUAGGACUGUUAGUCUUGAUUAUGGGAUUGUGCUUGAGGGAGCUGUUGAUCUUGUGUUGGAUUCGGGGGAGGUUAGACGAUUGGGGAGGGGGGGAUGUUUGUGUUCAGCGGGGAACGGCGCAUUCGUUUAG
This is a messenger RNA of Penicillium waksmanii, 1245 nucleotides long. Its product is annotated as Sirtuin family. The transcript has 4 exons. The coding region runs from base 1 to 1245 and encodes 414 amino acids. Gene Ontology annotation, molecular function: NAD+ binding. Lineage: Eukaryota; Fungi; Ascomycota; Eurotiomycetes; Eurotiales; Aspergillaceae. The record is from RefSeq and is a predicted model, not a curated record.